Ostreococcus lucimarinus CCE9901 is the source of this 378-nucleotide messenger RNA. RefSeq lists its product with no specific name. Lineage: Eukaryota; Viridiplantae; Chlorophyta; Mamiellophyceae; Mamiellales; Bathycoccaceae. The transcript has a single exon. The record is from RefSeq and is a predicted model, not a curated record. The coding region runs from base 1 to 378 and encodes 125 amino acids.
AUGCGACGGCACCGCGCGUCGAGAAGGCGCUUCGGCAUCGCACUCUGCGCCGUCGUCGUCGCGCGCAGCGCGCGAGUCGGGAGAGCGAGUGAGUCCCUGGACGCAUUCGACGGCGAGCGGGACGGCGCCGUCGACGCGCUGCCGACGCGCGGCGACGACGACGACGUGGUGACGCGUAUUAGAUUUGGGGAGAAAGUCGCCGUCGAUGAUUUGAUUGGUCCCGUCGUGAUCAAUCACGAUUGUACGACGAAGUACAUCGAGAACUGGAGAGAGAUGACGGAAAGAGAGCGAGAGGCGACGCGACGGCGCCUGGGCGCUCGGAACAGGGAACGGCACGCGGCGUGUAAGCAAAAAUUAGGUAACGAAAACGAAUUGUGA